GAGCGGUGAAUUAUUACAUGUAACAAUGAAUUUGGCUUUGGAAUACCACAUUUCGAUUUUGAGUUGACAUUGACGGCUUAACGUACGUCGUAGGUAGCUAACGUAGGCUACAGUAUCAGCAACAAGCUAGCUUGUUAGUCUUUACUUGUCCUGAAGGAAUUUAUGUUGUAGCUAGCUGACUAUAAUCCCUGCCAGUGUGCAUAGCCUAAAACAUAUGAAUCACUUUGGUUGUCGAUAUUGAUGUAUUAUCUAAACACACAUGGAGUAUUGAGCUAACGACAGUUAGCUGCUGCUGUCUCAUUAAUUGAUCGACUUUUCCAACCAGCCAGUAUUUUGGACCUGGCCCAGCCUAUGUGGGGAGCAGAAGAGUCUGAGUCAGAGCUGAAGAUGGUCUGAUGGACCUCCGCUUUUUGCUGACUUUCCUCUUCUGCUCAGUCUCGUGGAUCUUCUUCUGGGAAGUGCGCUGGAAGAAAGGCAAAGAAAGUCAGAUUGAAGAAUGGAUUCAAGGCCACAGUCUCUCCGAAUACAAACACUUAUUUGAAGAUGUGGAGACUCUGGAGGAGCUGAGCCUGAGUAUUCUGACUCGUCUGGAGUACGUGGUGAGAGAGAAGCGGCGCUGGAGGGACAUCGCAGAGGCUCAUAUCCAGCUGCUGCGAGACUUUGCCUUCCAGGAGUGGCUCUGCUCUCAGAGCCUUGAGCACUACUAUCAUACACUGAAGACCUUGGGUUGUAUGACUCUGGAUGAUCUAGCCCAGUUUGACAGCCAGUUGCAGCUCUCUCUUGCUGCGUGGGGAUACUACUACGAAGACUACAUCAAGCUGUCCACGGGCGUCAAGGUUCUCCAGGCCUCUAGGGGGAGCCGAGACCAGGACUACGAGAUCCAACUCGUGCACAGCCUUGCUGAAAGGCGCCUGAAUGAGAAGUGGUCUAUCGCGGGAGCUUUUAUAUUUGGCUGUACUGUGGCACUGUGCUUUCUGAUAAGGGACCUCAUGUUUUACGUGAUUGGUGGAAUUACUGUUUCCAUCAUAGCGUUUGUCUUUACCAUCAAGUUCCUAUGUGAGCUUGCUGCGCGGGUGGUUAGCUUCCUGCAGAAUGAGGAUCCCGGGAGAAGGGGUGACCGCAGCAUCUACGACUAUGUACGAGGGAACUACCUGGACCCGCGCUCCUGCAAGGUGUCCUGGGAUUGGAAGGACCCACAGGAAGUGGGCCAGACUAUGAGCUUCCGUGUUCACCUCUUCUACAAGAACGGUCAGCCCUUCCCUGCCCACCGACCCGUGGGGUUAAGGGUCAACAUCACUCACAUAGAGCUGGCCCUAGACAUCCCCAUCACCCAGGAGGUUCUGCAGGAGCCAGAGUCCAAUGUGGUCAAACUGGCCUUCACUGUCCGCAAGGCCGGACGCUAUGAGGUAGCUGUCAAACUGGGAGGACUCAACGUGGCCUACAGCCCUUACUACAAGAUAUUCAAAUCAGGGACAGUGGACCCGUCCAAAACGAAGAUAGCCUACCACUUCUCCACCCUGGUCUUAGUAUAUGGCCAGCAGCAUACCCUGCAGAUCGAGCCUCGGGACGAGUAUGGCAACCCCACCAGUAACUCCACUUCACUGAUAGACGAAGUCAACUACAGCGUCCACGUCCACUCGCUGGGCACGGUGGAUGACGACAGCCUGGAGGAGUACUACUGUAAGUCAGUGUCAUCCAACAAGCAGCUGUGCCAGGUACUGCUGAAAAUCACCCUGAGGAAGAAGGGCUGUUUCCGGGCACGCAUCUCCUAUACCGACCUGCCCCUCAGCAACGGGGAGUUCGACAUCAUUGUUCUCAGUGAGAAUGAGAAGAAGUGUGUGGAGAAGAACGUGUCCACCACAGGGAUCAGCAUCUACUUUGAGGCGUACCUGUAUGGCUCAGGGAACUACAGUAACUACAGUAACUCCUCGUGGCAGCUCCCAGCCUCGGCUCUGAUGGCCCCUCAGAGACGGCCCUCCAUGGGGGACGAGGAGGACGAGCAUGACUCCCCUGUAGAGGGCCAGCCGGACAAGGUCAAGAAACCAAAAAAGGUCUACUGCUACAUAUCGCCAAAGCAACUGUCAGUGAAGGAGUUUUACCUGAAAAUCAUUCCAUGGCGCCUUUUCACCUUUCGAGUUUGCCCAGGGACAAAGUUCACAUACUAUGGCCCUGACCCCGUUCACAAGUACUUGACUCUUGUGGUGGAUGAUGGGAUCCAGCCGCCAGUGGAGCUGAGCUGUAAAGACAGAAACAUCAUGGCUGCCACCUUCAUCCGUUUCUUGCACAAGAAUAUCGGUGGCUCGGAGACAUUCCAGGACAAGGUGAGCUUCUUCCAGAGGGAGCUCAGACACAUCCACUCCAAGAGACCUCGCACCAAGACCUGCCUGAAGAUCACACGCCACUGCAUCCUGGACUCUUCUCUGAAAGCCACCCGGAACUUCUCCGUGUCGGACUGGAGUAAGAACUUUGAGGUGGUGUUCCAGGAUGAGGAAGCUCUGGACUGGGGAGGGCCGCGAAGGGAGUGGUUUGAGCUCGUCUGUAAGACCCUGUUUGACACCACCAAUCAGCUGUUUACUCGCUUCAGUGACGACAACCAGGGCCUGGUCCACCCCAACGCUGAGCGGCCGGUCCACCUGCGUCUGAAGAUGUAUGAGUUUGCGGGGCGCGUGGUGGGGAAGUGCCUGUACGAGUCAGCCCUGGGCGGGGCCUACAAGCAGCUGGUCCGCGCUCGCUUCACCCGCUCCUUCCUGGCCCAGCUCAUCGGACUCAGGAUGAACUACAAAUACUUUGAGACGGAUGAUCAGGAGUUCUACAAAACGAAAGUCUGCUUCAUCCUAAACAAUGAUGUCAGUGAAAUGGACCUGGUGUUUGCUGAGGAGAAGUACAAGUCAGGACAGCUGGAGAAGGUGGUGGAGCUGAUAUCUGGAGGAGCUCAGAUUGCUGUCAACAAUGAGAACAAGAUGCAUUAUCUGAACCUGCUGGCCCAGUACAGGCUCGCCAGUCAGGUGCGAGACGAGGUGGAGCACUUUCUCAAAGGUUUGAAUGAACUUGUUCCGGAGAACCUCCUGGCCAUAUUUGAUGAGAAUGAGCUGGAGCUGUUGAUGUGCGGUACAGGGGACAUCAAUGUCCAGGACUUCAAGGCCCAUGCUGUGGUCGUAGGAGGGUCGUGGCACUUCAGAGAGAAGGUGAUGAAGUGGUUCUGGGCCGUGGUGUCCAGCUUCACCCAGGAGGAGUUGGCUCGCCUGCUGCAGUUCACCACCGGCUCCUCCCAGCUUCCCCCUGGGGGCUUCAACACCCUCUGCCCCUCAUUCCAGAUCAUUGCUGCUCCCACACACAGCACCCUGCCCACCGCACACACCUGUUUUAACCAGCUUUGCCUCCCCACCUAUGAUUCCUAUGAGGAGCUGCACAAGAUGCUGAAGCUGGCCAUCAGUGAGGGCAGUGAGGGCUUCGGCAUGCUCUGAGUGGCCCUAUCCCUGGAGCUCACUCCCAGACUCUGAGUGGCCCUAUCCCUGGAGCUCACCCCCAGACUCUGAGUGGCCCUAUCCCUGGAGCUCACCCCCAGACUCUGAGUGGCCCUAUCCCUGGAGCUCACCCUCAGACUCUGAUUGGCCCUAUCCCUGGAGCUCACCCUCAGACUCUGAGUGGCCCUAUCCCUUGAGCUCACCCUCAGACUCUGAGUGGCCCUAUCCCUUGAGCUCACCCUCAGACUCUGAUUGGCCCUAUCCCUGGAGCUCACCCCCAGACUCUGAGUGGCCCUAUCCCUUGAGCUCACCCUCAGACUCUGAUUGGCCCUAUCCCUGGAGCUCACCCCCAGACUCUGGUCACACUGUGGUCCUGCUCAUACAGCAGUGGGGUACCAAUGACACCAGCGCCAACCAGGCCCCUGGUACGCCUGUUACCCGCUCCAUCCGCUUUGGACAAUGGACAUCCCUCCUUGACUCACACGGACUACCCAUGAUCCUCUUUCAGCGGUAGAGGGCAUUAAAGCAAUUCCACAGGAAGUCCAGUAGGCUCUGGGAUGUCGUCAGGUGUCUGCACUAUGUGUAUAUACUGUACAAUGUUUGCUUUUCUAAUGAAGAACAUGACCUAGUGUUAGAAAAGGCUGGGUAGUUUUAUUCUAGAUGUUAGAGUUGUUUAAUUUGACGUUUUUGAGACAGAAUAUAGAGCUAGUUAAAGAGCCUAGUGAGCUUGGUGUUUUUUUGGGGGGGGGGGGGGAGCUGAGGAAGAUUUAAAUGCAAAAGCAGCCUACACAAAGUGUGGAGAAGCUGCACACCCCAUAGCACUUUGGCCUUACCUGAUCAGGGAAGGAUGUGUGUGUAUAUACUGUGAAAAGUAUGAAAAUGGAUGUACUCAUACUUUAAGUCGCUCUGCUAAAUGAUUAAAAUGUAAAAUGUAUAUACAGUAUAUAUUAUAUCCCUCUUUCAUUUCAAUGUGUACAUGCAUGUUAAAGGGUUGUCAUAGCAACAGUUCAGAUAUAGUUUCAAACAGAAGGGACGAAAGGUACCUGAUAGAUCUUUGAGGUCAUACUUUUUUAUUGGUGGGAGUUUAACACAUUACAGCUGAUUUCAUUUAUUUUUUAGUUAUCAUCGUUUCACAUCCACAAUUGACUUCAGUUUACAAAUACAUGGGUUUUCAAAAGAACUAACCGUUUGCUACCCCAUGUCAGUGUGUCUGUUUUAACUUAUGGACUGAUUUAUGUUGUUUUCACCCAUACCGUUGAUGACAAUGCUAUUUGUCUUGAGCCAUAACAGUUUUUUGUUUUAAAACCUGCCUUAUUCAAGCCCUUUGCCUCUGACUUAAUCUGGAGAAGUGUGUAGUUAAACGAAGCCUAGACUAGCAAAAGUAUGACAACAGGGAUAUUACUGUUGGUAGUUUUUGCAGUGGAAGUUUGACAUGGGAAUAUCAAUCGGAUGUUAACCUUGAGUUUCCGAUCUCUUCACACGUUAUCUUGAUAGCUGUCAUGUCUUGUGCUCUUGACUGUUGGGUUUCAUUCACUGCCUUGUCUGGGUUUACCUCCGAAUCUCAUCUAUGCAUCCCCUGUGUGUGUGUCCCAGCCCAUGGUUGUGUGAUCUCAGUUGCCUCCUCUCUAACUACUACCCAUAGUGUGCUGUCUCUGACUCCUACAACUCGGUAGAUAAGCCACCUGAGUAAGGGAUACUGAGACAGGAAACACAAGAUGAAUAUUUCUUCAGGAUUGGAAAAAGUACCCAAUUUUCAUACUUGAGUAAAAGUAAAAAAAUAUUUGAGUUAGUAUAUUUUAAACAUCAAAAGUAAAUGUAAUUGCUAAAAUAUACUUAAGUGUCAAAAGUAAAAGUGUAAAUGAUUUCAAAUGAAGGUAACAAGAUGGCACCAUUUUAUAGUUGUUUUAUUUAUUUAGGCAUGGCCAGGGUCACACUCCAACAUUCAGACAUCAUUUACAAACUAAGCCUGUGUGUUUAGUGAGUCCACCAGAUCAGAGGCAGUGAUGGGAUGACCAGGGAUGUUCAAUGGAUAAGUGUGUGAAUUGGACCAUUUUCAUGCCCUGCUAAGCAUUCAAAACGUAACAAGUACUUUUGUGUGUCAAGGUAAAUGUAUGGAGUAAAAAGUACAAUAUUUUCUUAAACAAUGUAGUGAAGUAAAAGUAGUCAAAUAUAUAAAUAGUAAAGUACAGAUACCCCAUAUUGCAGUGUGCAGCUACCCACAUGUACAGGCUAUUUAGGAAAGCCAACAUCUAGAACAUAGCACAGUAGCCUAAAGCAGACACAUUCUUAUGCAAUAUUAUUGUAUUUUUUGUAUUCACCUGAAUCUUUAGCCUCACAACUUACCACAAAUGCAAACCCACGACGGGUUACGUUAUUGUUAUUCAACUCUCCUAGCAUUUGCAGCCACUAAGAGAUUUGCACUUAAUUUAACAUCACCUCACUCUUGUUGAACAGGAUACACAUAUCACUUCCCAAGCUCCUCGUACUAACAGAAUAACUUUACCUUAUUGGGAACCUCUUAAGGGUGCUGGGUUUUUGUUAUUGCUGCUGGGGUUGACUGCACACACCUCCCAGUCACUCAGAAUUUCUCUUUUGAGACACAGUGAGCUUUCAUCCUCCACCAUGAUUUGCCUAGGGCAAAGUCUUAUAGGGAUACUUCUGGAUUUUGGCAAUGAGGCUCUUUGUCUACUUUCCCAGAGUCAGAUGAACUCGUGGAUACCAUUUGUAUGUCUCGGUGUCCAGUUAGAGGUAGUUUCCCGAUGCUAACUAGCUUCAGUGCAAUGACUGAAAGUCUAUGGGUAUUGAAAUGGUAGACUAAUCAGAUGACCUAGUCAACUAAAAUGGUAGCUGCUGUCAGACACAAGACUUGGCAGAAGUAGCAUUGCAUUGUACUAUAGGAAUCGCGAUAUUAAAUAUUCUUAUACAAAACAUGUGCAUUUACAAAAGUGUAAAUAGUUGAAAUGCAGUUCAGAUUUUUAAAAAUGAAGAUGUAAAAAGAAACUGAUUUUAAAGUUAUUGUUCAGAUAGUGUUUCACUCAUAAGCAGGUCCUGCUCUCAGUGUUUAAGAUUCCAGUUCAAGUGAUGGGGAAAGCUCAGUGGUUGGUGUGGUUUGGUUUUGGAUCGAUGUACAUAUUGUGACAUAGUUGCCUACAGCUUGGAGGUGGGAAUUUUUUAUGUGUCAAAUAAAUGACAACACUGUGGGCUGAUGGAUGGCAGGGUUCCUGCUCUGCAGUCCCUUUAUUGUUCAUGGAAUUAAAACGUGAUGGAGAUUAUUA
Messenger RNA from Oncorhynchus kisutch (coho salmon), 6739 nucleotides. RefSeq names its product apoptosis-resistant E3 ubiquitin protein ligase 1-like. Gene Ontology annotation, biological process: protein polyubiquitination; ubiquitin-dependent protein catabolic process; negative regulation of apoptotic process. Gene Ontology annotation, molecular function: ubiquitin protein ligase activity. Bases 396 to 3464 code for a protein of 1022 amino acids. The transcript is spliced from 22 exons. Lineage: Eukaryota; Metazoa; Chordata; Actinopteri; Salmoniformes; Salmonidae. The record is from RefSeq and is a predicted model, not a curated record. Gene Ontology annotation, cellular component: cytosol; cytoplasm.